Messenger RNA from Carica papaya (papaya), 639 nucleotides. RefSeq names its product transmembrane family 220 helix protein. The record is from RefSeq and is a predicted model, not a curated record. Lineage: Eukaryota; Viridiplantae; Streptophyta; Magnoliopsida; Brassicales; Caricaceae.
AGCAGUGUUGACUAUUUGCUCAUUUUGAAAUUGUGAGAAGGAAAUGGCGAUGAUACCCACCAUGCUAUUCAGCUUCUGCUCUCUUCUCAUGGCAUCCAUGUUCGCUUACUCUGCAUCCGUCCAGUUAAAUGAUCCUGACUGGUACUUCUGGUUUCCUCUCUAUGCUUUUGCUAGUAUGGUUAAUCUGCUCAACUGGAAAAUCUCGUAUAAUAUAAGAAUCCGACAUGUCGCCAACCUAGCUCUGCUGCUUGGAAUUUUCUUAUUUUUCAAAAUUUUACUAGAAAUUUGUUCAAGUGGAACUACCAUAGCUGGCUUCUUGUCUUUAGAUCUGAAUCAGAGACUUGUCAGAGAGAAAACUGGAAGUGGGUUGGUUGUUAUUUCAAUGAUUUUGCAUAUCAAGACAUCAUCACCUUCACCAAAUCCUAAGCAACCAAAGUUACCGCGAUUUGUUGAAUAUGGAAUGGCAGGAUUAGUUGGAUUUAGCUACGGAUUCCCCUUUUUCUUCUUUGCUAUUCUCAAGAAGGAAAUGAAGCUAUGAUCAAACAAACAUCAAAACUUUAGGAAAUUUUUAGAAAUAAUGCUGUUUUUUUGUAACUUGAACUGGUUUAGUAGAUCAAAGAAAAAUAUAAUUAAUUCAUU